CUGAAUACCAUUCAGAUUUGUGUCACCAUAAGUACCAUUACCCUAAUUUGCUUGCCUUUUAUUGCCUUAUAAUUAGACUGAGGAACAGCCUCAGGGUUUGAGAAUUUUCAAUAGUUCAAUAGUGCGAGAAAGUUCAAAUUGAAAUGCUUUCUUUCAUUUUCAAUGUGCAAUGUAGGGAUGUGAAUGAAUAUAUUUUCUUGGAAGUCAUCAGAUUAUUAUGGUAAUUGCUGAAUACAAACAAUAUAAACUGACAUUGCUUGCUGAGACCAUAAGAUGUUCAAAUCAAAACGAAGAAGAACCAGUGGUGCAAUGGAUUCCAAACCAGCAAAAAAAGAAUCCAUAGAGGCUAUCAUAGUAGAUAGUGGAGCAUAUAGUAUCAAAGCUGGCCUAUCAUCCAUUAAAAAACCUAAUGUGAUACCAAACUGUAUCAUGAAAGCAAAAUCAGAAAGAAAACGACUAUUCCUAGGUAAUCAAAUAAAUGAUUGUAGAGACUGUUCUGGUCUGUACUUCCUUCUACCUUGUGAAAAAGGAUAUAUCACCAAAUGGGAUGUUCAGAAACCUGUCUGGGACUAUGUCUUCAGCCAUAAUGUAUGCCCUAUCAAUGAAAAACCAGUCAUCAUGACCCAACCUUUGUUCAAUUUCAAAUCUAUUCAAGAUUGUAUGGAUGAAAUUUUUUUUGAGGAGUAUGAGGUACCAUCUAUGUUCAGAUUGAACCCUACAGAUUUAGGUAGAUUAAAGUAUAUAGAAGACAAUAACUUUACACAAGAUGUACCCUGUAUCAUUGUUGAUACUGGAUACAGCUUCACAAACAUUAUUCCUUAUAUUAAUGGAAACAAGUAUUUGAGAGGCAUUAGAAGAUUAAAUGUUGGUGGAAAGCUACUGACAAAUCAUAUGAAAGAUAUAAUUUCAUAUAGGCAGUACAAUGUCAUGGAAGAAACUUUUGUCAUUAAUCAAGUAAAAGAAGACACAUGUUAUGUAGCAAAAAAUAUAUUAGAAGAGCUCAAAGUGGCUGCUAAAUCUGGAAGUGAAAAUACAAUUGUGAAAAAUUAUGUGUUACCAGAUUUCAAUAAUAUAAGAAGGGGUUACAUUCAAGACAGUAGUGAUCUUUCUAGAAAAGAAUAUGAAGAUAAUUGCCAGAUAUUGAGGUUGAACAAUGAAAGAUUCAUUGUACCAGAAAUAUUGUUUCACCCAUCUGAUAUUGGUAUGAAAUGUAUGGGCAUUGCAGAAGCAGUGGUAAAAUCAAUAUAUUCAUGUCCAAAUGAAUACCAAGAAGAGUUAUGUAAGCACAUAAUUCUCAUUGGAGGCAACUGUAAUUUUCCUGGCUUCAAAGAAAGAAUGUAUAAUGAGUUGAGAUCACAGCUACCACACUCAUGGCAAGUUCAUGUUUUCCAGCCAAAAAAUCCUGUUUCAUAUAACUGGGAGGGAGGUAGCUCUUUACUAAAAGUACCUGACUUCAAAACAUACAUGGUCACAAAAGCAGAAUAUGAAGAAUUGGGUUCUACAAUCAUCCAGCAAAGAUUCAACACUUGGAUGAUUGAUAAUUCUGAAAUUAAAGAAGAAACUAGAGAGAAAGAAGAAAUAUUGAGUUAUCUUGAUAAUUUGAAGGAUAAGAGUGUUUUUGGAAAGCAGGAACCAGGUGAAAAUGUUUCCAAAACUGAUAGUGAUGAAUCUGAUACAAAUAUCCAAACUAGUGAUGGUAAUAUGAAUAAUACUGGUCAAAAUGUCUCUGAUGAAAACAAUCAAGAUAGUUUGUGUCAUAAUUCUGAAACUGAUAUAGGAAGUAAAUUGAAGAAAACACAACUGAAAACUAAUGAAAAUGCUACAGAAACUCUUGAUGAGUUUUACUUAGAGGAAGAAGAAUGUGAGGAUUUGAGAAACUCAGUUGAUCUUUUUCCCUUGGGAAAUGGAUCAUAUUUAUAAUAUCAUGUAUGUGUAUAAUAAUUUCUUCCAAAUUUAAAUGUUUU
Phaedon cochleariae (mustard beetle) is the source of this 1964-nucleotide messenger RNA. The record is from the annotation of a GenBank genome assembly. Lineage: Eukaryota; Metazoa; Arthropoda; Insecta; Coleoptera; Chrysomelidae.